This is a messenger RNA of Apodemus sylvaticus (European woodmouse), 495 nucleotides long. It is a transcript of the gene Ucn3, whose product is annotated as urocortin 3. Gene Ontology annotation, molecular function: hormone activity; corticotropin-releasing hormone receptor 2 binding. The record is from RefSeq and is a predicted model, not a curated record. Gene Ontology annotation, cellular component: extracellular region. Bases 1 to 495 code for a protein of 164 amino acids. NCBI's taxonomy places the organism in Eukaryota, Metazoa, Chordata, Mammalia, Rodentia, Muridae. Gene Ontology annotation, biological process: hormone-mediated signaling pathway; digestion; adenylate cyclase-activating G protein-coupled receptor signaling pathway. The transcript has a single exon.
AUGCGGAUGCCCACCUACUUCCUGCUGCUUCUGCUGCUGCUCCUAGGGAACCCACGGACAAGCCUCUCCCACAAGUUCUACAACGCCGGGCCAGUCUUCAGCUGCCUCAACACCGCCCUGUCUGAGGUCAAGAAGAGCAGGCUGGAGCAGGUGCCCAUGAUGAGCAAGGAGAGCUUUGGCCACCUGCCUACCCAAGACCCUUCGGGAGAAGGCGAGGACGAACAAAAGCAGGUCAAGAGCAAAAGAACUUUCUCAGGCGCCGCGGGUGGGAAUGGAGCUGGAAGUGCCCGGUACAGAUACCAGUCCCAAGCACAGCCCAAGGGGAAGCUGUACCCAGACAAGGCCAAAAGCGACCGAGGCACCAAGUUCACCCUGUCCCUUGACGUUCCCACUAACAUCAUGAACAUCCUCUUCAACAUCGACAAGGCCAAGAAUUUGCGAGCCAAGGCAGCUGCCAAUGCUCAGCUCAUGGCACAAAUCGGGAAGAAGAAGUAA